This is a messenger RNA of Nanorana parkeri, 931 nucleotides long. RefSeq names its product leucine rich repeat containing 63 (gene LRRC63). The coding region runs from base 1 to 903 and encodes 300 amino acids. The record is from RefSeq and is a predicted model, not a curated record. The transcript is spliced from 7 exons. Gene Ontology annotation, molecular function: protein binding. NCBI's taxonomy places the organism in Eukaryota, Metazoa, Chordata, Amphibia, Anura, Dicroglossidae.
AUGGAAGACAGCAUUGCAAAAUUGCAGAGAAGGAUACAGGAUAAGAUCCACAAUGUGUUGCUGUCACCUCACAACAUCCCAGAAGUAUCAAAAAGAAUUCCUCUGCAGCAGCUUGCUCUUGAACAGCAGCAAGCAAUGAUGAAGGAGGAUGCAGAAAGUGCAUAUUUUAUAUCAAAACUUCCAGAUUUGACUCCCUUACAUGAUACAUUAUUCUACCUCAACUUGUCUUUUAAUGAAUUCUGGCAAUUUCCUGCAGAGGUGUACAGACUAGUACAUUUGGAAUUCCUUAAAUUUAGAAACAACCCCAUCAGAGACCUUCCAUUUGGCAUCCACAACAUGAAGAAGCUCCGAACAUUGAUAGUGUCAUUUUGCUCCUUGUCUUCUCUGCCAGAUGGACUGUUUCUUCUGCCGUACCUGCAGGUGCUGGAUGUGUCCUAUAACAACAUUACUUCAAUUCCAAAUGAUAUCUCCAAUCUUAGAGCCCUGGAGUUCCUGAAUGUAGAAGGAAAUAGCUUGCCAGCAUUACCUUGUGGAGCACUGAAACUAAAGCUUAAACAGCUACGUGUGGGCAACAAUCGAAUGCACCCCCUGUUCUGGAGAGAGAACACGCACAUUCAACCACAACGCCUACUUGACUUGGCUGCAAUGGCUUUUGCCAAAAACAACAUGUUUCGCUACUUUGCCGACAUUCCCAUUGAAGCCAAAGAAAUACUCCUCAAGGUUAAAGUAUGCGACUGCUGCAGAGAAGCCCUGUCAGGGGAAGGCCUGCGCUUUAUCCGACCUUGCGAAAAGAUCUUUGGGAUCCGCAAGCUUCCAUUUAUGUUUCACGCCUGCUCACCAUCCUGUUACAGAAGCUUUAUGAGCCAGACAGAAUCUCUUACUAAGCAUCUCUAUGAAAGCUAAUAACUAAUAUUGGUGUUUUAAGUACUGA